Molecule: messenger RNA, 510 nt
Organism: Papaver somniferum (opium poppy)
Lineage: Eukaryota; Viridiplantae; Streptophyta; Magnoliopsida; Ranunculales; Papaveraceae
Exons: 1
Coding region: 1-510 (169 amino acids)
Source: RefSeq, a predicted model, not a curated record
AUGGAUGGCGGCAGGUGCACCAAAGACUAUCUGAAACAAUAUGCAGAAUCAACUUCAAUUAGUGAGAAUGGAUAUCCUGUCUACCGCCGACGCAAUGAUGGCCGGGUUUUCCGGUGUCGUAACCAGUCAUACACUAAUAUGGAUGUGGUCCUUUUCAAUCCACAUCUUACCAGGAUGUUUGACUGCCAUAUCAAUGUCGAGGUCUAUUCUACUGUCCGAGUUGUGAAGUACAUACACAAGUAUAUCUACAAGGUACAUGACUUGACCAUUAUGGUUGUUGGUGGUGGACCCAACAAGAUUCUUCAAUAUCUAAAUGCAAGGUAUAUAGGAGUACCUGAGGCAUCUUGGCGUUUACUUGGAAAUCGUUUACAAAAAGUGAAGCCCAAAGUACAGCGGCUAGCAGUACAUCUUCCGGGCAAGCAACGUGUUAUUUACGAUCCAGAUGAUACAGUCAAAGUAUUUUUAGGACAAGGAAGAAAAUGUAGUAACCACGUUGAUGGGGUAUUUUGA